AUGUAUCUGGUUGAGAGGGACUUUCCAUGUGAGUUUCAGAUAUGCCAGGUGUUUAUAAAUAUAGAAGAAGACGACGUUCGUCUCCUCCUAUAUCCUGUUAUCACAAUGCAAUUUCGGUUCAUUGUCUUCUUCUUUGUAGGUGAAAUAACCAAUUCAUAUUUCGAUAUUGCAGAAUUCUCCCUCAAGGUCGUGACUGGCUUCAAAUCUGGAUUUUGCCUUUUGUGCUGUUUUAAAUAUUUCGAGGCAGCAGCCACUUCUACGAAUUUCCUUCUUUCGCUCCCACUUUUCUUUCCACCCAUCAAUGGCUGCAUCCUUAACCCGUUUUUCAUUGUGACCGAUUCUGUUAACUUCACUACAAAGUUAGCCUCAUCAAGGAAGGUUAAGAGGAGAUGGCAGAGUAGGGAAGAUAGGGGAGUGGAGAGGGAACGUGCUGUUGUUUUCGUGCCAUCUGAUGGUGGUGUUUAUUUGUCUGGGUCGGAAUCUGAGGGUCCUGACUGGUCUAUUGGAUGGGUGGAGCCGCAUGGACCAAAUUUUCGAAGCGAUGAUGAGAUUGAUGAUGGUUUUGCAGUGCUGGUUCCUUGUUAUAGACCUGGUUGCAAGGAACUUGUCGAGGCGUCUACUGGCCAGCUUUUGAGUGCCAUCAACAACCUCCCAAAGGAAUCGUCUUCUGUUCCCCUUCUUCCUGGGGCUCGCUUAUCUUCAAUUUUGAUUAGUGUGGAAAGAGGGAAGGAAUUAUACGAAAUGGCUCUCUUCUCUUCAGAAUUUUUGAAGCAUCAAACGGCCCCAAUUUGAUUGAUUGGUGUGAAUCACUUCUUUUUCUUUAUUGCAUUAUCAAACAAAGGAGAUGAUGUAGAAAACAGAAAUUAAAACAGAUUCAGUGGCGUUAGGGUCUGCAUCAAUUUCUGUUGGAGAUGUUUAGAGGACUAACAUCCAUCAAACAUGGCAAGACGCCAUUUAGUCGAUUAAUGAGAAGAAGCUAUAUUCGUAGAAAUGAAUUUACAAGAGGACACAGAUUUUCCCCCACAUGGCAUUUUUUUAAUUUUAUUAUAGAACAUGGUAUGUUUUGUUGGUCAUCUCUAUAUGAUGGAGGUUUGAUUUCCUAAGUACUGCUACCUGUUAAUAUGGUGAAAGUAAUGUCUGUUUCUAAGCAUAAGACUACUGUACAUAGAUUUUCAUCUAUUCCCUAUCAACAUUUUAGUA
Tripterygium wilfordii is the source of this 1200-nucleotide messenger RNA. RefSeq lists its product as uncharacterized. Lineage: Eukaryota; Viridiplantae; Streptophyta; Magnoliopsida; Celastrales; Celastraceae. The record is from RefSeq and is a predicted model, not a curated record. The transcript is spliced from 8 exons. The coding region runs from base 1 to 792 and encodes 263 amino acids.